CUAUUUUCCAUAACUAUAUCAUUUUUCCUAUAAUAUAUUGAACGCUAAACGUUCAAUCAAAGAUUUAUUUUAAUUUUAAAAAUGUUUCUUUUUGUAAUUGAAGAUGUCACUAACUAUUAAACUUUCUAUACAAUGAAUUUCAACAUGUCAUCCACUUUGAUCCAAGAAUUUAAUUCAUUUAUUGUCAACUACACAUUACGCCACAUUGACCUCUUCCUUACUUAAAAAUGUGCAGGUUUGGUGGCAUUAGAGAACAUGGGAUUCGUAUCAAACGUAUUAAUAUUGUUCUCAUACUUCAUGAAGGAUUUGAGUUUCAACAUCCCUGGGGCCGCAAACACAGUUACUAAUUUUAUGGGCUCGACAUUCCUUCUAUCAAUUAUUGGUGCUUUUAUUUCAGACACUUACAUCUCCAGAUUCCAUACUUGUCUUAUUUUCGGAGUGAUCGAAGUAGUGGCUUUUGCAAUAAUGACAAUUCAAGCUCAUGCCACAAGUCUCCAUCCAAAACCUUGUGGUGGAAAAGCAAGUUGCAUGGAAGGAGGGAUAGGAUUCAUGUUUUACACCUCAUUAGCAUUAUUAGCAUUAGGUUCGGGUGGCGUUCGAGGUGCUCUUGCCCCGUUUGGUGCAGACCAGUUUGACACCAUGAAACCAAAAGGACUCACGGCACAAGGAAGCUAUUUCAACUGGCUUCUCCUCAGCACCACCGUGGGCGCCACCGUGGGAGUAACUGGAUUUGUGUAUGUUAGCACUAAUCAUGGCUGGUGGUGGGGUUUCUUAUUAGCUACCAUUACUAGCUCCUUGGGGUACACUUUAUUUCUUUUUGGGAAACCCUUCUACCGCAUUCAAGCUCCUAAAGACAGCCCGCUUCUAAGGGUUACUAGGGUGUUUGUAGCAUCUGUCAACAAUAGAAACUUAGCACUACCAGAAAAUUCGGAAGAGUUACAUGAAAGUAGCAAAAAUGAGCCUUUGAUGGGAAAAAAACUCUCUCGUACUGCCCAAUUCACUUGGCUGGACAAGGCAGCAGUUGUUCCUAAAGAUUCAAAACCAAGUGAACUCGCACCAUGGGAGAUAUGCACUGUGACACAAGUUGAAGAAGUUAAGAUCCUAAUAAGAAUGCUUCCUAUCAUACUAAGCACUGUUGUCAUGAACACAUGUUUAGCCCAACUACAAACAUUUUCACAAGCUCAAGGCAAUUUCAUGAACAAAAAACUUGGAAAACUUGACUUCCCUGCGGGCUCAAUUCCAGUAAUUCCCCUUGUCUUCAUGUCAAUUCUCCUUCCUGUUUAUGAGUUCUUCUUUGUACCAUUUGCACGAAAAUUCACCAAACAUCCACAAGGAAUUACUCAACUCCAAAGAGUUGGAGUUGGCCUUGUUCUCUCUGCAAUCUCGAUGGGAGUGGCUGGCAUUGUGGAAGUAAAGAGGAGAAACCAAUCAAGACUUCAUCCACUUGAGCCUAUUAGCCUCUUUUGGCUUUCUUUUCAAUAUGGUAUUUUUGGGAUUGCAGAUAUGUUCACACUUGUGGGUUUACUUGAGUUCUUUUACAAAGAGGCUCCUGUAGGGAUGAGAUCACUUGCCACUUCAUUCACCUGGAUAUCUGUGUCACUUGGGUACUUUCUGAGUAGUGUUUUGGUGGAUAUUGUUAAUUCUGUUACUAAGAGAGUGUCUCCAAGCAAAAAAGGAUGGAUUAAUGGGUUGAUUUUGGAUAACAACAAUCUGAAUUUAUUUUAUUGGUUGUUGGCUGUGUUGAGCUUGAUAAAUUUCGCAGUUUACUUGCUUUCAGCCGUAAAGUAUAAGUACAAAAAGGAGGAUGAUGAAUUGUUGAAGACAGAAAUGGCGUCAGCAACUACAAGUGUUGCAAUGGUCAGUGCAAGUGAAGAUGAGUUACCAAAGAGUACAAUUAAAGAAGACUCUCCAGAAGGUGAAACAACCGUUGAAUCAAAUGAGGAUGUUAAAAAUGUGAAAGAACCAAAGGAGGAGGUUAACGAUGGAAAAGAUCAUGAAGUUCAUUCACAAAUAUAAAAGCAGAAUCUUGAAGAUAUUGUUUGGUUUAGAUGUCUCUGCAUUUUGGGUCACUUCUCUUUGUUUUUUUUCCUUGCACUUCACUGAUUCAUUAGCUUUUGAACAAUAUUCCACUCUAACCCUCCAAACCAACCAUCUUUUUGGUGUGCUUUUUGUUGUUAUAUUUGGAUAAGCUCAGAUGAGCACACAUAAAUGUAAGCAUCAUGUUGUAUGCUACAAAAUUCUGUUAUAAAAAACCAUUUUCUCUUCAAA
This is a messenger RNA of Lactuca sativa (garden lettuce), 2268 nucleotides long. The record is from RefSeq and is a predicted model, not a curated record. Lineage: Eukaryota; Viridiplantae; Streptophyta; Magnoliopsida; Asterales; Asteraceae.